ACCAAUUAUUGUUUAAAUCACAGGUUGUACUACGUUUCACCACACGAACGAAUCGGUGCUCUUUCGAUUUUAUAUAUAUAUACUAGUAUAUAUAUUUCCAUCGCGAAAUCGACGAUUAUCAAAGAUGAGCGACAACGUCGUAGGGCUGGGCGCCUGGGACUACGUCCUCUUCGCGAUUAUGUUGGUGGUUUCGGCUGCCAUCGGGAUUUAUUCGGCAUGUUCCGGGGGACGGCAGCGAACAGCCGACGAGUACUUACUGGGUAAUCGUGAGAUGAGCAUCAUACCUGUUGCUCUUUCAAUGAUGGUUAGCUAUAUAUCGGCCAUCUCUGUCCUGGGUUUACCUGCCGAGAUUUAUAUGUUCAAUACCAUGUUCAUUUGGAACACCGUUGGUUAUGCAAUAGGAGCAUUGGUUGCCGCCCAGAUGUUUGUACCAAUGUUCUUUGAAUUGAAACUAACCAGUAUAUAUGAGUACUUGGAGCUUCGUUUCAACAAAUGCAUUCGUGUGAUAAACAUUUGUAUUUUCUUCUUUCAAAUGUUUUUUUACAUGGGAAUCGUAAUCUACACACCAGCUCUUGCAUUAAACGCAGCAACCGGAAUGAGUCUAUCUGUAAGCAUCAUCUCAACGGGAUUCGUGUGCAUCUUUUAUACAACGAUAGGAGGAAUGAAAGCAGUUCUGUGGACCGAUACGUUCCAGACCUUUGUGAUGGUUGCAGGGGUCAUAGCCAUCAUCAUCGCGGGGACAGCCAAAGUUGGUGGAUUCGAUGAAGUUUGGAAAAGAGCUGAAGAUGGCGGUAGAAUAGUUUUCUUUGACAUGAGGCCAGAUUUGACGAUAAGAAACUCGUUUUGGUCAGUCAACAUCGGAGCCACAAUAAUCACCUUUGCGACCUACGGUAUGAACCAGGCCAUUGUACAGAGAUGCCUCAGUCUUGGAUCCAUCAGAAAGGCAAAAUGGGCUAUAUCACUGGCUGUGCUGUCACAAUGGACGGUUCUCAUCCUCAUGUCUUUGUCUGGUGUGGUUAUGUACGCCUAUUACUUUAACUGUGACCCUCACACCCAGGGCAAGGUCUUCAGCCCGGAUCAGAUCAUGCCAUACAUGGUGAUGGAGGUAUUCGCUAAGAUGCCAGGAAUCCCUGGAAUAUUCUUGUCUUCAGUUCUUAGUGCCUCCCUUAGUACAUUGUCAUCCGGAUUGAACGCUUUGGCAGCGGUAGCUGGAGAGGAUAUAUUCAAGGCUAUAUGGCCAAAUCUAAAUGGAAGAACCUACACCAUUAUUACGAAAUUAUUAUCUUUUUUCUUCGGCUUAGUCGCGAUUGGAGUGGCCUUUCUUGCCAUGGUGAUGGGGGAUCAAGUGCUCAUGAUGGGCUUGUCUAUCUAUGGUCUUACAUACGGGGCUGUCGUCGCAACAUUCACCCUUGGAUUUUGCUGCCCGAGAAUUAAUUAUAAAGGUGUUUUGGUUGGUACUAUAGUGAGCAUUGGUAUAAUGACAUGGCUGAAAGUUGGAAAGAUGUAUGCAGAUAAUAUCAGAUCAGACGUUCUACCGCUCUCUGUAGAAGGCUGUACUGUUGAGCAGAACUCCACUAACUUAACAUAUUAUACCACCAUGGUCACCGAGGUCGAGACAUGGACAUCGAUCACGGAAUCAUCGACCAACGAGACACAGACUGAUGAUGAAAGAACAGCGUUAGAAAAUUUCUACUCGUUGUCUUAUCACCUGUACGGUUCUCUUGGAUUUCUCAUCACAAUAGCUGUAGCUUUCAUUGUCAGUGCCGUGACAGGUUUUAAUGAUCCAGAGACGAUAGAUCGAAAAUUACUUAUCAACGUCGGAGAUGCUUUUUGUUGUUGUCUCCCUGCGAAAUGGCAGAGAAAGUUCAAUAUCACAAGUAAUUAUGACGUUACCGAUGACAAAUAUCCAGAUACCAAGACAAUUCAACCCAUCAAUGGAACGGCGUACACCAAAAUUCCCGUGGAUGAAACGUCAAAGGAAAAUGAGUUCUUGCCAUCUUAUCUCGAUGUCACACACAGACCAUCAAAACCUGAGUCAAUAACAACAACUGUGUAAGGUCUAAUGUAGCAAGCAACAUCAGAGAUGUGAACUACAUGUAUAUAUAAAAAACAUCAUUCGAUGGAUUGUAGAUUGUUCGAACGUUGUAUGGGAGUUUGAUCAAUAUUAUGCGAAUGUUUUCAGAACGUGAUCUUUAAUUUAAAAAAAAUUAAUGUGCGGUACAAUCAAGUUACGAUUGUUGAUGGUAUUUGCCAAUAACCAAGCCCUGAUCGUUUUUGUGACCGAGUUCUAUUCAAAUCACAUCAAUGUUCACCAUAUACCGUAUACUGUAUGAUAUCCAGUAUGCCUAACAUAAUCGUGUCCCGUUCUAAAAGUGUCGAUCCACGUUCAUAUUGGGGCAAAAGUAAAUUGCAAAAUUUUCGGCGCGUUCUGUUGUAAAUUUUGAAUGGUUAAAGGACGAGUCUACCCCAAUAAACAGUUGAUUUGAAUGAAAGGAGAAAAAUCCAAGAAGCAUAACACUGCAAAUUUCUUUAAAUUCGGAUGUAAAA
Messenger RNA from Lytechinus variegatus (green sea urchin), 2547 nucleotides. Its product is annotated as sodium-coupled monocarboxylate transporter 1-like. Lineage: Eukaryota; Metazoa; Echinodermata; Echinoidea; Temnopleuroida; Toxopneustidae. The transcript is spliced from 15 exons. Gene Ontology annotation, cellular component: membrane. Bases 125 to 2056 code for a protein of 643 amino acids. Gene Ontology annotation, biological process: sodium ion transport; transmembrane transport. The record is from RefSeq and is a predicted model, not a curated record. Gene Ontology annotation, molecular function: symporter activity.